This is a messenger RNA of Ectocarpus siliculosus, 1239 nucleotides long. Lineage: Eukaryota; Phaeophyceae; Ectocarpales; Ectocarpaceae. The record is from the annotation of a GenBank genome assembly.
AUGCCGCGCUUGGCCUCCUUCAGCAACAACCAGCAGCUGGGCGGCCUGUUCCAGAAGCCAAGGUUGUCGGAGAAACUUCUGUCCAAGGCGCCGUUUCGGUUCCUGCACGACGUCAUUUCCGCCGUUACCGCCUCCACGGGCUUCGCGGCCGGUCUGUACAGCGACGAGGAGCUCGACUCUGGGUCCGUCAAGGACAAGGGUUCGAAGAUCGGCUACCUCGACAAGAUCAUCGCUCUCGUCGGUAUCUGCUCCGGCCGCGACAUCGAUGUCAGGCCUUCCAAGGUCGUGGCUGGGCUGGAACCGGAGGGGACGAACGCCCUGCUUACGGCCCUGGGCAAGUGCGCCAAGUCUGCGGACCUCGAUUUCGACGAGGCUGUGCGCCGCGCUCUCGCCGGAGAACCCCCGGGACGAAAUCCGCCCCCCCUCCGCGAGGACGGCGGGGCCCCCGGCCCCACCGGAGGAGGCAGUGCGGCGGCGGGGAGGGGGGGGUCUGACGCCGAGGAAAGCAAGGCAGAGGCGAAAGGGGGGGGCGGCGGGAGGAGGAGGAGCAGCGACGAUGGCGGGGUGAGCGCGGGGAGUGAUGGGCGAAGGGGGAGCGGCGGCGGGGAUGCCGAAGAAAAGGCCUCUGCCAAGCAGGAGAUGGAGCAGAUAGGCCAGGCCGCGAAGGCCAUGGGGGUUCCGCAGAGUAGGCGGCUUUCGUCCAGGGCGGGGGGGGGGGGCAGGGCGGAGGCUAAAAGCAGGAGCAACAGCCUAGGGACAGGAGGGCUGGGAGAUGACCCCACCGCGGCUGGGGGGCGCGACUUGACCGCUGAAAUCGAAGCAUGCACGGGCGAGAUCGCCGUGACCCGUCAGAUGCUGGAGCCAAUCAUCAGUCGGCCACGGCUAAGCGACAAGCUUCUCAACAUGCCUCCCUUUCGUUUUCUGCACGACAUCGUCUCCGAGGUCACGAGACAGACGGGUUUUGGUCAAGGGCUGUACACCGGAGAUGAGAUGGACUCCAGUCUCGUCAAAGCAAAGCCUGCCAAGAUGGCGUAUCUGGACAAGCUGAUAAUGUUGGUGGGGAACUCCCUCAACACCUUGGUGGACGCGAGACCGGCCAAGAUCGUGGCGGGGCUUGAGGCCGGCAACACGAACAGGAUGCUGCAGCUGCUGGCACUAGCGGCGGUGGAAAAACCCGACUCUUCGAGAUGCCCCGUCCCCCCCCCCUCAUCAGGCAGCCCACAUGGUCUAGUGGUAUGA